This is a messenger RNA of Microthlaspi erraticum, 597 nucleotides long. Lineage: Eukaryota; Viridiplantae; Streptophyta; Magnoliopsida; Brassicales; Brassicaceae. The record is from the annotation of a GenBank genome assembly.
AUGUUUCAGAGAGACCAAAUUUCAAGCUGGAACUUCUUGUCGACAGGGAGAAGGACAAGGUUGUCUAGGCCGAGGCUGCUUGUUAGAGGACUUGGUUAUGAAAAUCUUGACAAGCUGGAGAGGAUCUCUUGUGGUAUGAUGACAAGAUUGACUGGUGACAUGCCAACCCUCACUUCCAUGCAAGCUAGAUGUGAAGCAGAACCAAAUGAAGUUGUGUCACUCACUGUAUUUGUUCAGGACAGGAAGGUUAUUUGUGCUGCAAGCGGACCUGAUACCGUACCGGGACGCCUUGACAACUUUUGUACAAGCAUGAAGACCUUGUUCUCUACCGGAGAUGUAGUUUGCACAUGUAUGCUUCCUCUGGAGUAUAGCUUCCAGAAAUCGUUGCUCGGAAGUUCUGAUCCCGAACGGACACCUAAUGAUCUCAGUGGCUUUGUGAAUAGAUGGCCAACAUACAUGAUCUUAGAUGAUCUUACCAUCAAAUCUGUAAACUCGACUUCAGCAGCUUGCUUUCUAAUGGAGUUGGACGUGCGCUUACAAGAGGACUUCAAGUUGGUUUGUUCUGAGUCAGUAUUGUUCUCUUUUCCUAUUGUUUAA